AUGUUCCAUCGACGUCGCCCAGCAACAACAACCACUCGCACUUCCAAGCCAACGUUGAUGACCCGACUGAAGGGUCGCAACGCAAGAUCUCGAACGGUGAAGACUACAACCACCACUGAGCCAACCUACGGCCAUGGUCACACCAACGGCCGCAGUGGCCAUGCCUACGCCACGACCCCUGCGCAUCAUCACCGACGCAAAACAAGUCUAGGUGAUAAGGUAUCUGGGGCCAUGUUGAAGUUGAAAGGCUCAUUGACGCAUCGCCCCGGCGUGAAGGCUGCCGGAACUCGCAGAAUGCAUGGAACUGAUGGACGUGGAAGUCACGCACCUCGUGUUUACUGA
This is a messenger RNA of Penicillium brevicompactum, 342 nucleotides long. RefSeq lists its product as uncharacterized. NCBI's taxonomy places the organism in Eukaryota, Fungi, Ascomycota, Eurotiomycetes, Eurotiales, Aspergillaceae. The coding region runs from base 1 to 342 and encodes 113 amino acids. The record is from RefSeq and is a predicted model, not a curated record. The transcript is spliced from 2 exons.